CAACUUUUAGAACCCAUGCACUUCCCUGUCAGGUUACUGUUUCGCAGGGUAGAGUGAGCAGAGGAAAUUAAUGGAGUGUUACAUGGGUCACAUUUUCCACAUCCAGCCCUCCUGUGGUAAACAGAGCUAAGGAAAUACACCUGUCACAGUGGAAACUGUGGAGAGGCGCUCCUUCUUGUCUUCUGCAAACUUUCCUUAUCUUCCGGUAGUUGAGACUCCAACACAAAGUCAACUGUUUUUUGGAGAGGGGAGGCAGGAGGAAGAAGUGGGAAAAGACGGGAUAAAAUCGACGAGGAAAGGAUAUCUGUCGCCCGUAGUGACGCUGCAAGCCGUGUAGUGGUGGUAGGGUCGACAUUUAACAACACUGUACAAGAUCUGAGUACUUCUUACACCUCUGCUUACAGGAGACCUUCUUGAUGCGACAGCCCCUGAGUUGAGCCAGUUAACCUGCGCUGAGGGUUCCCGAUAACCGCCACGAUGCCCGAGGCUGCUGACCUGAUCAACCUGAACCUGGCCUUCCUGUCUGACUCUGAGCGGGAGAGGAUCCUGGAGGUGCUGCAGCGGGACGAGGAUCUGAGGCAGGCCGAGGAGCUCCGUGUGCGGAGCAUGAAGACGGAGUUGCUGGAAGUGAAGAGGAAAGGGGCCAAACGUGGCAGUGGAAAAUACAGUCAACACAGUUGUGGCAGAUGUCAGGAUCCUCUGAGUCGACUGACUGUUUUCUCCAGCCAGUGUAAGAUCUGCAAUCACCAUCUCUGCAGAAACUGCCGAAUAGCGGUCCCCGAUGGAUCCUGGGUCUGCAGCGUGUGUGCCAAAGAGACGGAUCUAAAGAAAAGGACAGGGGACUGGUUCUACGAUCAAAGGGUCAACCGUUUCUCCAUGACUCCUGGACACGACCUGGUGAGAGUCUCCCUGAGAAAGAGACCAAUGGCAAAGAAGCGUGAGACAACAGGAGAAGUGCUGUUGAGAAGCACUGACAUAAACCCAGAUCUUCCCAUUCCUGGACCGCGGGUCAGGCAGAAAAAUCAAGUAACAGAUAACAAUGGUUAUGCAAAUGAGAAUACAGGAUCAAUUGCUUCAAGAGAGUCAUUUGAAUCAAAGGAGGAUGUUUGGCCAAAGCCAACUCGCAGUGACACGGAGUCUGCAGAGAACAACAGUAUGAGCAGCCAUAAAACAGACACUGAAUCUGGCCAUGUGACCCCGGAGCAACAAAGGAAAGAGAGCCUCUCAGGGUCCACUGUGUCCAGUCUGACGGCUCCAGUCAAAGCAGACAUCGUGACAGAGGACAGUGCUAACUCAGAAGCUAUCCAUGUGCCGGAAAUAAAAACAGCCCGAGUCAGCCCGAGCCCGGAUAUGGACGUUGAUAGACUCUUCAAGAAGAGCAUCAAACGAGGCCAAAAACACCCUGAGACGAUAUCCACACUGGACCUUCGAGAUGGAUGUGACACGGCUGAGGUCUCCAUGGGCAACAGGAGACGCUCUGCACCAGUCCUAGAAAUACAGGAAGAUGGAGAGGAGGAGGAAGAUAUAGACCGCUUGGUUAGCUUUCAUAAAAGGUCAAUGGCUUCAAGCUCCUACAGUCUGCACAGCUCGAAGAGCACGCUGGGCAGCCUGAUGAGUAUUUACAGUGAAGCAGGAGACUUUGACAGUGUGGAAGUGAGCGGAGACCUGGUCUUCUCUAUGAGCUACAACGAGCCCACCCAGAGCCUCCAUGUCUUCAUCAAGGAGUGCCACGGGCUGGCCUACGGCAAUGCCUCGGGCCAGCUUUCCCAUCCUUAUGUUAAAUGUUAUCUACUGCCUGACAAAUCUCGCCAGAGCAAAAAGAAAACCAGCAUCAAGAGGAACACGGUGGACCCGGUCUACAACGAAACGCUGAAGUACUCCAUCAGCCGCUCUCAGCUGUUCACCCGCUCCAUGUUGAUAUCCGUCUGGCAUCACGGACGCCUGAGCCGCAACGCCUUCCUGGGAGAGGUGGAGAUCCCUCUGGACAGCCGAGACCUCGACUCCCCGCACGAGGAGAACGUGGCUCUCAUGGCGAAGUCAGCCUCUGCUGCACCAGCUUCAGCUUUUGCCCAGUACAAAGGAGAGCUGGUGAUCUCCUUGAAGUAUGUCACACCUAAAACUCCGACCUCUGUGAAAAAAGGCAAAAAGGCAGAGGUCGGGGGAAGUGGAGAGCUGCAUGUCCUUAUCAAAGAGGCAAAUAACUUGAUGGCAAUGAAGCCAGGAGACACCUCCGAUAGCUUCGUAAAAGGUUAUUUGUUCCCAACGAAGGCAAAGAACACAAAGAAGAAGACUCCGGUGGUGAAGAAGAACCUGAACCCCAGCUACGACCACACGUUUGUGUACAAGGAUGUGGCUCUGGAGCAGCUGCAGGAGAUGUGUCUGGAGCUCACAGUGUGGGACAGAGAGGCCAUGGGGAGCAACGAGUUCCUGGGAGGACUCCGCCUCAGCUCGGGAACAGGCACAGUGAAAAUUGGAAAAGGAGAAGUGGAAAUGGACUCUUUGGGAGAGGAAGUGAGUCUGUGGGAAAAGAUGAUGAAGUACCCCGACUCGUGGGCAGAGGGCACUCUUCCCCUGCGCUCCACCAUGGUGAAGGGCAAAUGAGGACGGCACCAAAAGAGACUGAAAUUUAAAAAGCUGCGAGGUCUGAGAUUAUGGAUUUUUUUUAUAUUUUGCAACUUUGUCAGCGCAGUGACUACCACACACUUCCUGCUGAACAUCUGCCUCCCCGUGGGGUUUGUGUUUAGCUCCGCCCCCUGACUGCAGACUGGUGUAACUUUAGAAAAUGUGCCAAAACAUCACAAACUUCAUUUUAAGAGCAAGGACACAUUUUAUAUAUUUUUUUAAAAUUCAGAAUGCAUAUUUACUGCAUUUCAAAUUCACGCACACUUUUGAGCACUUAGCACAGAACUAGUAUCACCUUUUUUCUUAAUAAUUGUGUACAUAAUUAUAUUGACCCGUGGGAAAACAAGUCAUUAUAAAUUAGAAAAUCUCUGGUGUUGCAUCCAACAAAUUGUAUUAUUAUCUUUUUAAGUUGCACACAAAUCUUUAUUUGAAAUUAUUAAAUGUCUUUAUUUGCAGAAAUAAAAGUAGAUAUUAAUAUUUUAACUGUAUGUGAUCAGAGUUGUGUUUACCUCAAGGUUUCCAAUAAUAUUCUGUUCAUCUAAUAAAAAAUGUUAAAAACCAA
Molecule: messenger RNA, 3184 nt
Organism: Notothenia coriiceps (black rockcod)
Lineage: Eukaryota; Metazoa; Chordata; Actinopteri; Perciformes; Nototheniidae
Gene: sytl4
Product: synaptotagmin-like 4
Exons: 19
Coding region: 478-2601 (707 amino acids)
Biological process (GO): exocytosis; intracellular protein transport
Cellular component (GO): plasma membrane; exocytic vesicle
Molecular function (GO): small GTPase binding; neurexin family protein binding
Source: RefSeq, a predicted model, not a curated record